Chrysoperla carnea is the source of this 555-nucleotide messenger RNA. RefSeq lists its product as uncharacterized. Bases 1 to 555 code for a protein of 184 amino acids. The record is from RefSeq and is a predicted model, not a curated record. Lineage: Eukaryota; Metazoa; Arthropoda; Insecta; Neuroptera; Chrysopidae. The transcript has 5 exons.
AUGAACAGCAAUAAUUCUUCUAAAAAUCAACUAAUUAGUUCUCGAACUAUAAACCAGAAUAUUUCGAAGCCGGAAAACUCAAUAAAUCUAUUUAAUAAUGAUAAUGGUAGUAUUAAAAUGGAUGAAAUUUGUUUUAAUAAACUUAAUUCACUUAUUGUUUAUCAAAAUAUUACGCAUGUAUUAGAAGAUAUUGAAAAAACCUUAUCGGAAUGGUCAUCAGAAUCAUCAAACACACUUCCUGGUACAGGCAAUAAAAUAACUCCCUCAAAUCAUCAGCUCAAAGCACAAACUGUUCUUGAAUUGUCAACUAACAUCACAACAAAUCUAACAGAUUUUUGUUUAUUACACAACUUAACGAAUUCCAUUAACAAAAUGUUCCUUAAUUUGAAUUCUAACAUGAGUAAACAUCUAGCUGAAGUUUUACUUUCACUAUCAGAUGACUUACCUUCACAGGUGAAUUCCACAGAGUCCCAAGGAAGUGUUGCGGUAUCAGAUACUGCAGGAUUUCUGGUUAUCGAAAAACAAGAUGUCGAAGAUGAAAAACAAAAUUUAUAA